Messenger RNA from Scleropages formosus (Asian bonytongue), 1837 nucleotides. RefSeq names its product glycerol-3-phosphate acyltransferase 3 (gene gpat3). Gene Ontology annotation, cellular component: endoplasmic reticulum. Bases 229 to 1560 code for a protein of 443 amino acids. Lineage: Eukaryota; Metazoa; Chordata; Actinopteri; Osteoglossiformes; Osteoglossidae. Gene Ontology annotation, biological process: triglyceride biosynthetic process. Gene Ontology annotation, molecular function: glycerol-3-phosphate O-acyltransferase activity. The record is from RefSeq and is a predicted model, not a curated record. The transcript is spliced from 13 exons.
GGCAGUGGCCACAAGGUGGCGGUGUUCACCAGCUUUACAGGCAUGUCCGUGUUCGGGGCGAACUUUGGAGCUUCGCUCACACUGCUGGUGCUGGUCGCGCGGAUCCGAAGCGCGCAGCGAGCUCUCCGGGAAGGACGGUGCUGCUGAAGAAUGACGGACCUGCUCUGAGACGCUGCUCAGAAACUGGCAGGAACUCGGAAGAAUUUGGAGCGCGCGUGGGACGGCAUAAUGGAUGAAUCUUGGGAUUUAACGUUCGCCGUAGUCAAGGCGUGGUUUUCGGUUGUGGUGACCUUCAUCAUGCUGCCUGCUAUGUUUGGAGUCUCCUUGGGCAUCACUGAGCUCUACAUGAAGAUCCUGGUCAAAACCUUGGAGUGGGCAACGCUGCGGAUCCAGAAAGAGCGCAAGAAGCAGGAGGUUCUCAAUGCCAGCCUUGCCAAUGGAAUCAUACAGAGAGAUGAUGGCUCCAUGGAGCAGGAGAUUGGGGAGCUACGUCGCUGCCGACCCAAGUCUUUGGCAGGGGGAGAGUUCACGCUGAGCGAUAUCUUCUACUUCAGCCGAAAGGGCAUCGAGAGCAUCGUGGAAGAUGAAGUGACGCAACGCUUCAGUUCUGAGGAGCUGGCCUCCUGGAACCUGCUCACCCGCACCAACAACAACUUCCACUACAUCAGCCUGCGGCUCACGGUUAUCUGGGGUCUAGGCGUGGCCAUCCGCUACUGCAUACUGCUGCCGCUGCGGAUCACCUUGGCAGCCAUUGGAUUGAGCUGGUUGGUGAUAGGAACCACUUUAGUUGGGCUGCUUCCCUCCAGCAGGAUGAAGAACUGGCUCAGCGAGCUGGUCCAUCUUAUGUGCUACAGGAUCUGUGCCCGGGCUCUGUCUGCCACCAUCCACUACCAUAACAAGGAAAACAAACCCAGGAAAGGUGGGAUCUGCGUAGCCAAUCACACUUCGCCGAUUGAUGUUGUCAUUCUAGCUAAUGAUGGAUGCUAUGCCAUGGUAGGUCAGGUUCAUGGAGGUUUAAUGGGGGUCCUUCAGAGAUCAAUGGUGAAGUCCUGCCCUCAUGUCUGGUUCGAAAGGUCUGAGAUGAAGGACCGUCACCUGGUGACAACGAGGCUGAGGAAUCAUGUGGCAGACAAGGAGAAACUUCCCAUACUCAUCUUCCCAGAGGGAACCUGUAUCAACAACACGUCUGUCAUGAUGUUCAAAAAGGGCAGCUUCGAAAUCGGAGGGAGGAUAUAUCCGGUGACCAUCAAGUAUGACCCCCAGUUUGGGGAUGCCUUCUGGAACAGUGGAAAAUACAACAUGGUCAGCUACCUCCUGAGGAUGAUGACAAGCUGGGCCAUUGUCUGCAAUGUGUGGUACCUGCCUGCCGUGGAACGCCAGGAAGGGGAAGAUGCUGUCCAUUUUGCCAACAGAGUGAAGUCUGCUAUCGCCCGUCAGGGAGGUCUCGAGGACCUGUCCUGGGAUGGGGGGCUGAAGAGGGCCAAGGUGAAGGACACAUACAAGGAGCAGCAGCAGAAGAAGUACAGCAGCAUGAUUGUUGGGGAGGACAGCAGUGACUGACGGGGCCUUUCCUCCAGCAGCACCAAAUGGGCCGCUUCCCACAACACGUAAUACACGGGAGUUUAAGAAAAAAAAAAAAAUUGCACUUGGUUCCAAAAUAAGCACCUAAGUCUCCAAGUAACUGGAAUAAAUUCUUUUUACUUUUUGUUUCUUUCAAUAAGAAGCCCUGAUUGAAUAACUGAUGCAGUGAAUUUGAGUAGACUUGUACAUAGCAAAGCUUAUGGGUCUUGACGUUGCUGUCUAAAUGUUUGUUUGUGUAUUAAAACUUAUUGAACUA